AUGGCAAUCUCCCUAGAUUUGAGAUUAAUUCAUCUUCCAUUUUUAAAACAAAAAUUGUUUCAGAAUUUUAAUAAAAUGACAUAUUUUGGCGAAGAAAAUCUCGAAUUUGCUUUAAUUGAAGAAAACUCGUCGUGUGGACAAAACAGUACAAGUCAAAAUGAGUUAAAUAAUAUUGACGAGAAUGAAAUUGAACAAGAAAAAAAUUCAAUAUAUGAUGUUGAAAUGAGUGGAAGUGAGGCAAAAUUGAGUGAAAAUGAGGCGUUAAUGGAUUCUAAUGAAAUACAAAUUGUUUGUACAAGUGAAACAAAUGAGGAAGAAGAAGAAAUUGUUAAAAGUUAUGAACUCCCCAUUACAGAAGACUUGUUUGAACAGUGCAACACUUCAAUACUUCCCUACAAAAGAAAAAUACACCCAUUGGGGCCUCUCUCCUCUGAACUAUUAAAACGAGUCCGUGAACGUGCUUCAAUCUCAAAUAUAUCCAAAUUUAAUUCGGCCUUCCAUAGGCCUUGUGGAUCUUCGGAAAAUGAAAAAAGCAAGGAAAACCAAAGGAAUGAUUCUAAGGAAAUUGUUGAGUGGGGAGUAAACUCAGCUUUAUUAGAAUCUUUUCUAGCAGAAAAUUAA
Messenger RNA from Meloidogyne enterolobii, 621 nucleotides. The record is from the annotation of a GenBank genome assembly. Lineage: Eukaryota; Metazoa; Nematoda; Chromadorea; Rhabditida; Meloidogynidae.